Heteronotia binoei (common prickly gecko) is the source of this 4021-nucleotide messenger RNA. RefSeq names its product DENN domain containing 3 (gene DENND3). Gene Ontology annotation, cellular component: cytoplasmic vesicle. The coding region runs from base 59 to 3868 and encodes 1269 amino acids. The record is from RefSeq and is a predicted model, not a curated record. The transcript has 23 exons. Gene Ontology annotation, biological process: regulation of Rab protein signal transduction. Lineage: Eukaryota; Metazoa; Chordata; Lepidosauria; Squamata; Gekkonidae. Gene Ontology annotation, molecular function: protein binding.
GCAGAGCAUCGGGGCCCCUCCUGUGCCCCCUGCUUCCUCCCCUUUCUGUGCCCUUACCAUGGAGAAUGUGCUGCCGUCUGCAGUACUGGAAAUCUGCGUGCUGGUUGGAGUCUCCAGGGAUAAAGUGAAAGAAGUCUGCCAGGCAGCUCAGAAAAAUGAUGUGAAGAACUUUCCUUCCUUUGAACCAGAAGUCCUUUCCGUUUUUGUUCCUCCGUUUAUCAGCAAACAGGAAUUUCAGGCAACGACUAUAAAUAGCAAUGCAUUCAAUAAAACAAAACGCCGCUCCUUUCGGAAGAAAAAAGAUAAAUCAAAGAUUGAAAGUGCAAGGACUCUGAAUGGAGCUCAGAAAGUGUCGGAAACUGAGGAUAUCAGCGUCCCCAAAGAUGUUGACCUUAAUGGAUUACCGCAGCUCUGCUUUCCAGGAGGGUUUUUUGUAACAAGCGAAUCAAUGGAGGACCAUAUCCAUUUCCUGGUUUUCACAGACGUUUUUGGUAACAGAACAUAUGGUGUCGUUGCACAAUAUUACCAGCCUGCUCAAAAUGGACACAUCUCUUCCAAUGGGCAGGUUCACUGGGAAGCUGCACAGACUUCUAAAGCUGCUGCUUAUUUUGUACCAUACGCGAUUUGUGUCAUAUCCAGGUACCCAUACUUCAAUUCCCUGAAAGACUGUCUGUCUUGUUUACUGGUGCAGUUGAAGCCUUACAAAGAUUUAGAUGUGGAUGAUCACAUAAAAGAAUUUGCUGCAAAGCUGUCUUUAAUACCCACUCCUCCCCCAGGACCACUACACUUGGUAUUUCAUAUGAAGCCACUCCAGGUAAUUUUUCCAUCUCAGGAAGACCCUGACAGUCCGCUUAUUGAUCUGGAUCUUCAUCUCCCCUUCUUGUGCUUCAAACCAGAGCAGGUGUUACAGAUUAUGACGUGUAUUUUAACUGAACGCAAAAUAGUUUUCUUUUCUUCUGACUGGUCGUUGCUGACGCUCAUAUCUGAGUGCUUCAUGCUGUACCUUCAUCCUAUCCAGUGGCAGCACACUUUCGUACCUAUUCUGUCCCAUCAGAUGUUGGAUUUUGUCAUGGCCCCGACAUCCUUCCUCAUGGGCUGUCACCUCGAUCACUUUGAAGUAGUUAGUAAGGAAGCUGAUGAUUUAAUUCUAAUUAACAUUGAUCAUGGGGAAAUUGCACAAUCCAAAUCAUUUGAAGAUGAGUCUGACAUUCCAGAUAUCCCACUGAAAGCAGCUGAAAUAUUCAUAACCAGGAUUGAAGGCCUUCAGCUGCAUUACGAUCUCGAGCGCUGCCACUUGGGCUCCUGCACAGACCUGGGCGAAGUACAGAUCCGUAGGAGGAACUGGCAACAGAAGCUGAAUUCCGAAAUCCAGCAGAUCACUCUACAGUUGGUAGUUAAUAUAUUUAGGGAGGUGAAAGAGCACCUGAAUUACGAACACAGAGUAUUUAAUAGUGAAGAAUUUAUGAAAACAAGAGCACUAGGCGAUCAGCCGUUUUAUAGGAAGGUACUGGAAACCUAUAUGUUUCAUUCUUUUCUCAAAGCUCGCCUUAACAGAAGGAUGGAUGCUUUUGGUCGCCUGGAGCUGAGCACUCAAAGUGAAGAAGACAGCUCUAUGCUCGAAAGCCCAAGGAGACUAACCAUGGAGAAAAUGGUUUCUAAAAGAUUUAAUCCUGAGCAUAUGAUCAGCAAACGUAUGGGGAUGAGCUUGCCCAAUCUGCAAGAUAUCAAGCCGAAGGAUUAUCCAGCUAGGAAUUCAUCUCUUCGGAGUAUAAACACCAAGCCUGCCACAAAACUGAUUUCUAAAUCAGUGAGCACUUUCAAGAUCCCAGAAAUCCACUUCCCUUUAGUGGGCCAGUGUGUUUACUCCUACUACAUUGAUUUUGUCAACCAUCUCAGCAGAGCUAUCAACAUUUUGCACCCCGAGAACUCGGCGUUGCUGGCUAGGUAUUUCUACCUCCGAGGGCUUAUCGGUUUGAUGCAAGGGAAGCUUCUGAAUGCCCUUUCGGAUUUCCAGAAUCUGUACACGACAGAUGUAAGGAUAUUCCCCACCGAUCUGGUGAGGAAGGUGGUGGAAACACUUCCUCCUUCGGACCGCGCCCAAGCGGAUCAACGGCCUGAACUGAAGAGGCUGAUAAGUCAGGUGCUGGACAAACAAAGGGAAAUCACCAAAGUGGACGACCACGUGAAAAACUUUGAGUUGCCAAAAACUCACAUGCAGCUGGAUGACUUUGUGAAACGAAUUCAAGAAUCGGGGAUCGUCAGAGAUAUCGACACUAUACACCGGUUGUUUGAUGCGUUAACUGUAGGCCACCAGAAACAAAUAGACCCAGAAACUUUUAAAGACUUCUACAAUUACUGGAAGGAGACGGAAUCAGAGGCGCAAGACGUAAACCUACCACCCGCCGUAGUUGAACACCUAGACAAAAACGAAUGCGUCUACAAGUUGUCAGCCUCGGUUAAAACCAACAAAGGGGUUGGGAAAAUAGCUAUGACUCAGAAGCGCUUGUUUCUCUUGACUGAAGGAGGUCGGCCGAGCUAUGAAGAGAUCACCACCUUCAGAGACAUAGAGGAAGUGAAAAGUACUACAGUUGCCUUUCUUCUCCUCAGAAUUCCUACUCUCAAGAUAAAAGCCAUGUCUAAGAAAGAAAUAUUUGAAGCAAAUCUUAAGGCCGAGUGUGACCUUUGGCACUUGAUGGUGAAGGAGAUGUGGGCGGGGAAGAAAAUGGCAGACGAUCACAAGGAUCCUCAGUACAUUCAGCAAGCUCUUACCAAUGUUCUUCUGAUGGACGCAGUAGUAGGUGCCUUACAGUCUUCCAAGAAUAUAUAUGCCGCUUCCAAACUGUCGUAUUUUGACAAGAUGAAGAACGAAGUGCCCAUGAUGGUCCCCAAAACGACAGCAGAAACACUGAAGCACAAGAUCAACCCAUCCGCUGGGGAAACUUUCCCACAGGCCGUGGAAUUCUUGCUUUACACACCCGGGCAGCUCGAUCCAGUGGAAAAGCAUGGCGAUGCCAAUCCCAAGCUGUGGUGUGCUUUGGAUGAGGGGAAGGUGGCUGUCUUCGAUGCAUCUACAUGGUCCAAACAACACUGUUUUAAAGUCGGAAGCUCUAAAUUGAAAUGCAUGGUCAUGGCAGAGCAGAGUCAAAUCUGGAUUGGUUCCCAAGACUCCAUUAUCUACAUUAUCAACACCCAUAGCAUGUCUUGCAACAAGCAGCUGAAUGACCAUCGCUCUGAAGUCACAGACAUCAUUGUACAGACUAAAGACAGCUUGUCCAGUGAGGCAUAUUCAUGCAGCGUUGAUGGGACGGUGAUUGCCUGGAACGUCAGCACCUUGAAAGUCAACCACCGGUUUCAGCUGCCCUGCGAGACUCUGACUUCCAUCAAGUACCACAACAGCCGCCUUUGGUGCUGCAUAGGAAGCUGUAUUCUCGUCGUCACAACAAACGGCAUCGUUCGGCAGAAAGUAAAAAUGGAAGACUACGUGGGGGAUCCCUCCCCGUCCUUGCUCUCGUUCCAGCUGUUUCCUGAGAGGGAUCAAGUGUGGGCCUCGUGCUCAGGGAAUCCUGACCUAUACAUCUGGAAUAUGACAGAUCUCUCGACGCCCUCUCAGAAGAUUAGCCUGCAGGACUGUGCCGAGAUCACCUGCAUGUUGAGAGUAAAAAAUCAGAUGUGGGUUGGUGGCAGAGGACUCUCUCAAGGCAGAAUCAAAGGAAAGAUCUACGUGGUCGAUGCCGAAAAGAAAACCGUGGAGAAGGAGCUGGUCGGGCACAUUGACAUGGUGAAGGCUCUCUGCUCUGCUGAGGACAGAUACAUUCUCAGCGGCUCCGGGAAGGAGGAAGGGAAGAUUGCCAUCUGGAAGGUCGAAUAGGCUCAAAAGUUUUCACAGUUUUAAGCCUCGGAUACAAGAAGGGGGUGGGAUUCUGUUAGCUUCAGUCCUUUGUGUGUGUUUUAUUCUUCAGUGUUUUUAAUUUAUUAGAACAGUAUUCGGUGCAAUUACGUUACUGAACUAUGAAGCAGCAGA